CACCAUCCAUUCCAUCUCGUGCCAACUGUACUCAUGUACACGGAGCGAGAUGAGAAGGCAGGUUCCUCUGUAGACGGUUGGUCUUCCUAUUGCAGGCAGACUGCAGCAGCCUCAUCCCACCCGGCACUGACAGUCAUGGAGUGAUACCGGGGUGGAAUGGCUGGAUUCUCGGAACAAUCAGGGUGGUGUAAGUUCUCCCUGCUGUGUCUAGUUCUGGGACUGAUCAGUCUGGUGUUCGGUGUUGGAUACCCUGAGUGGGUGUUAUUUUCUGACGACCUAACAUUUCAAGCCGGACUAUGGCAAACCUGCGCUGAGGGGCUGGAGAGAUGUCAAGUGUAUGCUAUUGGAGAACAAGAAAUCUGGUUCGAUGCUGUGAGGGGGAUCGAGGUCCUGGCAUGUAUCCUCUACUUCAUCACAGUGUGCAUGUUUUUAAAGCAAAUCUGCUCGUCAAGUUAUGUUGAUGGAAAGAAUGUCAUCAUAUUGUCAUUCUUCACAGGAUUGCUGUCUAUUGUUGGGGCAAUCGUGUACACAACACAGAUCAACCUGAGCAUCUACACAAAGUUAUCUCUGAGUUUCUGGUUCACCCUUCUUGGAGCCGGAGCGGCUCUAUUGGCCGGUUUCUUCCUCUCCAUCAAUCGUCGGGGCUACAGAGGAAGCAUCAUCACUCCUAUGCCCCCUCAGAACAGGGGGGUCGUCAAGCCGGUGAACAUGGGAGUAACGGUAGUCCAACAGUCAACCGCUGUUGGGGGACCAAUGCUACCAGCUUAUUCUGCCGGGUAUAACGUCACACAUGGAAUGCAACCGGGUUAUCCCCCUUCGGAAGGCUAUGGGCAGCGAUUUCAAGGUCAGCCCUCGGCCCCUCCUCCGUACAGCGUCUCUAAUGACAACGCCUAUAUCCCGGGUCAGAUUGAGGGGAUUGGGGCGUGGCCGACUGGGAACCAGGGUCUUAUUCCCGCGGGAGGCCAUACCACUGCUACCCUAAAUCCGCCUAUUAAGUAACAACUCUGGUGUCUUAGCGUAAUGACAAAGGUAUGACCUGCUCAAAUUGACUUGUUUCAUUUGAAAGCACUGUCCUCUGUAUAUGUGACUAUAGAAUUUGUAUAUUAAACCAUGACUAUUUAAAACUAACCAAGAGGUUAUAUUUUAAUAAAAUGAGGUAAGAAACCUUUCUGUAAUUUCGGCGGUUGCAAACCCUUAACGCAAUUGUUUAAACUUUAUAAAUGCGUUUCUUGUUUGGAUCAGCCAACUGUGUGAAACCCAUUGUUGAUAUCAGCCGUUAUUGCAUGGCUGAGAUAUUGCUACAAUAUAUAUUAUAUAAAGUAUAACAGGCUCCAUCUUUUCGAUCAAUAUUAAUUUCAAGUACUAUUGUUUUGUUCAAUAAACUUAAGUUCUGUUUAUGACGUUAGACGUACAUCAUGUAAGGCAAUUUGUUUCAAAUUACAUGUACUUGCUUUUACUAACACAAAGUCCAAACAUUUCUCAUGUUCUGGAAUAUUUUAUAUGAUAUCAGAAGUAAGCCAACUCUUGGCAAUAUAUCUAAUUUUACACUUUUCUGACCAAACUGUUAUGAAGUCUUUUUCAUUCUUCCUGGUCUCCUAGUGACGGGUUUUAACCUAUCCAUGAACUCAGAGAGUUCCCCACCCCAGUACCCAACCGAUCCCUGGGGUAGGAAAACCAAUGUUAGGGGGUCAUGGUGGAGAACCAUUACACCCUGGAGGUUAGAGGUUCAGUGAGGUGCAGUGAAUUGCCUUAAACUGUCUGUAAGUCAGGCAAUAGAAACAAGACUGGUCAAUUGGUCACUGCUGUUGAUUUGAUGUUGUUAAGUGACGUUGUUCAAGUCAGAUAUUAUGCAGUGCUCAAGGUACAUUUCUUGCAUGUGUGUUUAAUGUACAUUCUAGCUUUAGUUGCGUUCUGUUCCAUUCACAUACUGGAUAUACUUAUGCAUACAUACAUGGUGUUUAUAUGUUAUUUAAUCAAUUUCUGGUUAUGUAUUCAUGAAAUAUCACUAGCUGCUGUUCUGCAAUGAUGGACAUCCUACUAUCGUGUGAUACAGAUGUGACCAUCAUGUGCUCUCGUCAUCUGAUCAUGUGAUCACGGCAUCACGUCAUCUCUUCGUCCAUUAAUCAGCUCUCAUAUUUGUGUCCGAUACAAACACACCCUGUGAUAGUGGCUUUUCCACGUCUUUUACGUCACAGGGGCGUGUCACGCUUAGAAACAGCAUUAGAAAGACAU
Molecule: messenger RNA, 2232 nt
Organism: Haliotis rubra (blacklip abalone)
Lineage: Eukaryota; Metazoa; Mollusca; Gastropoda; Lepetellida; Haliotidae
Exons: 3
Coding region: 157-999 (280 amino acids)
Cellular component (GO): membrane
Source: RefSeq, a predicted model, not a curated record